This is a messenger RNA of Cyphellophora attinorum, 1074 nucleotides long. RefSeq lists its product as uncharacterized. The transcript is spliced from 2 exons. NCBI's taxonomy places the organism in Eukaryota, Fungi, Ascomycota, Eurotiomycetes, Chaetothyriales, Cyphellophoraceae. Gene Ontology annotation, molecular function: protein binding. Bases 1 to 1074 code for a protein of 357 amino acids. The record is from RefSeq and is a predicted model, not a curated record.
AUGGACGCCGCACAGGAUCCCAAACCCGAAAUGCAGUCGUCUACAGUUCUCGAUAUCGUCCAGGAUCCGAAAGGCGACAUGGUCAUCAAGGUCGGUGGCGGCGCUGACGCACAAAAGAUUCGAGUGCAUAAGUUCGCUCUGAGAAUAGCCUCCCCUGUGUUUCGAGUCAUGCUCGGUCCAUCCUUCAGCGAGUCGACUAGAGCGCUAAACGAGGAUGAUCCUCUUGUCCUUGAAGAGGACCAUGCCGAAGCUUUCACCACCAUGUGUCGUAUCCUUCACCAUCAGCCAGUCCACACCGCCAUUGCCCAGGCUCUGAUCGUCGAGAUGGCAGUGAUCUCGGACAAGUACGACUGCGCUGCGAUUGUCAUGCAGCAUGUCACCACUCGGAAAUAUGUCAGCACGAUCGGAUGGUCAGGUUUUGACGCCGUAACGCCGUCGCCUUCCGGCCUCGGCAACCUGCUGUGUGUAGCAUAUCUGGCUGAAGAUCACUAUCUUCUCUGGAAAACCUCACAAUAUGUUCUGACACACACAUCCGCGGCCGUACUCCAACACGACGUGCGACUGGACAAUAUCGUCCCUGCUGAAUUACUGGAUAGUAUCAGCGCCUUGCGAAAGUCCGAAACCGUCGAUAUCUUCGAGUGUGUCAUGAAGGCGGCAACCACGGCGCUGCUUCCUGGCACUGGGCCUGGUCCCGGAUCGAAACCACUUUGCCCCCGAGCACGAGAAAUCAUCGGAACCUUCUGUUUGGAACUACCAUUCGCUUCCACUACGGAAAUGGUUGCUCUUUCCCAGAAGAAGAGCUUGUUGCAAAUUUGCAUCCUGUUCAAAGACCUCGGAAAGAAUGCCUACGAUGAGGGAGGUGCCUGCACAUACUACCAUCAAGGCUAUCCAGUGAACUGCCAAAAUUGUUCCUCGUGGGCGACGCGUCUGGACCUCAACGGCGUCAUUCAGAAAGCGGUGAAACAGAAACGGGAUGCAAUACCUGGGCUUUGCCUGGCAUGCUACAAGGCACAUGGCCACUUCGUGCGUUCAGACUGUGAGCAUGACGAGGGCGGUCAACCAGGCGACAGCUGA